This is a messenger RNA of Suricata suricatta (meerkat), 2401 nucleotides long. RefSeq names its product progestin and adipoQ receptor family member 7 (gene PAQR7). Gene Ontology annotation, cellular component: plasma membrane. The transcript has 2 exons. The record is from RefSeq and is a predicted model, not a curated record. Gene Ontology annotation, biological process: response to steroid hormone. The coding region runs from base 71 to 1375 and encodes 434 amino acids. Gene Ontology annotation, molecular function: steroid binding; nuclear steroid receptor activity. Lineage: Eukaryota; Metazoa; Chordata; Mammalia; Carnivora; Herpestidae.
CGCCGCCCAGCCGCGGACUCGGGCAGCCUCUUCUGCUGUCCGGGCCUGCGUCUCCGCGUCUUUCUGCACGAUGACCGGAGGAACUCCCGGGCCUCCGUGGUCCUGGGUGUGGGGAGCCCCCGGGCCGCCGCGUGCAACACGUAGGCGCGGAGGGGGGAGGGGGGAGAGGCCGGCGGGUCACUCGCGCCCCACCCCGCCCGCCUCCGGGCCGGCCCACCCGCCGCCCCUUUAUCAGGCUGCCGGGCGCUGGGGGACGCCGAGGGCGGCGGUCCGAGUGGGCCUGCUUUGCCGUUUCGCUCCGCCGCAGCUCCCUGCCUGGCCCACGGCCAUGGCCACAGUGGUGGCCCAGAGGCUCAGCCAUCUCCUGCCCAGUUGGCGGCAGGCCCACCAGGAGCCUCAGCCCUCUGGGCAGCCCGAGCCUGUGUUCACAGUGGAUCGCACCCAGGUGCCACCCCUCUUCUGGAAGCCGUACGUCUACGCAGGCUACCGGCCACUGCAUCAGACCUGGCGCUUCUACUUCCGCACGCUGUUCCAGCAGCACAAUGAGGCGGUGAACGUGUGGACCCACCUGCUGGCGGCCCUGGCGCUGCUGCUGCGGCUGGCCAUCUUCGUGAGGUCGGUGGACUUCUGGGGAGACCCGCACGCCCUGCCCCUCUUCCUCAUCGUCCUUGCCUCCUUCACCUACCUCUCCCUCAGUGCCCUGGCUCACCUCCUGCAGGCCAAGUCCGAGUUCUGGCAUUACAAUUUCUUCUUCCUGGACUACGUGGGUGUAGCCGUGUACCAGUUUGGCAGCGCCCUGGCGCACUUCUACUAUGCCAUCGAGCCUGCCUGGCACGCGCAGGUGCAGACUGUCUUCCUGCCCCUGGCCGCCUUUCUCGCCUGGCUUUCUUGCACUGGCUCCUGCUACAACAAGUAUAUCCAGAAGCCUGGCCUGCUGGGCCGCACUUGCCAGGAGGUGCCCUCGGCGCUGGCCUAUGCCCUGGACAUCAGCCCCGUGGUGCACCGCAUCCUGGUGUCCCCUGACCCUACCACAGAUGACCCGGCUCUCCUCUACCACAAGUGCCAGGUGGUCUUCUUCCUGCUGGCUGCCGCCUUCUUCUCCGCCUUUGUGCCCGAGCGCUGGUUUCCCGGCAGCUGCCACAUCUUCGGGCAGGGCCACCAGGUCUUCCACGUCUUCCUGGUGCUGUGCACGCUGGCUCAGCUGGAGGCCGUGGCCCUGGACUUCGAGGCCCGGCGGCCCAUCUAUGAGCCUCUGCAUACCCGCUGGCCCCACAACUUCUCCGGCCUCUUUCUGCUCACCGUGGGCAGCAGCGUCCUGACCGCGUUCCUCCUGAGCCAGCUGGUCCGGCGCAAGCUGGACCAGAAGACCCAGUGAAUGGGGGUUGGCGGCUGGGAGGGAGGGAGGUGUCAUGGGCACCAAGGGGUCUGGGCUUGGCUCCAGAUGGGAACAAGGCCUAGUAAAGUUGCUUGUGUCUGGCCUGUGGUGACUUUCUGGCGAUGCCUGAGCUGCCGAGGGUGGUAGUGGCGGGUCCUUUGGGGAUUUGGGAGUUGGCCGGGAGCUGCUGGGGCUUAACUCUGGGCCUUCCCUGGCUCCUUGCCUUGGGAGAGGAAAAGAGAUAAAAAUGGGGGCUUCCCUGGUUUGCCUCCCCCUCCUCCCCACCAUCGCCCCUCACUAGGGAUGAGGAUCAGGGAUCAGCUGUGCCCAGGACCUUGGUUUGUAGCUUCCAGAUUAUCUGAGAGGGGGUGAAAGUGGGAUUUAGGCCAGAGUCUGCUUUGAUCUGAGAGGCAGAAGAGGCCUGAGCAAGCCCCCUCUACCCAGAUUUCUCUGGCGGAUAGGAAAGGGGGAGGCUCCAAAUGUGUGCAGCCUCCUCAUACCGUCCCUUGACCUUCAGCCUGGAGUUUUAGAGUUCCACGAAGUCCCCAAAGGUAGAAGAUUGUGCCGGGUGGAAAUGGAUCCCAUCAGUGCCUCGUCCCUCUUCAGUCAGCUCCCCACACAGUGAGCCCCAGCCUCUCUUGCUCUGGCCUCCAUGUCCUUCACAUCCUGUUCCCAGCCUCUCUCCUGGUUUCCUUGAUCAUGGUUCAGGUGUGCGUCCAGUGAAACGUUUCCUGGGCCUCUGCUCAGAGGCAGGCCAUCAGCUGGCCUGUGCAUCAAUGCAGGAGGAUAAAAGCUUUAAUAUCAGAAUGAUCUGUCAGGGGAAGUGCUGAGGGGGGAAGAAUCAGUGCUGCCUGUGACCCUCAAGGUCUUGGGUUGGGAAGGGUGAAUAGGAGUUUGCAGAUGAAGAAGUGCAUUCCUGGUAGAGGCAAAACGUAUACAAAGGCCAGAGGUACGAAAGGAUUUCAGUGGGGCUGUACUUAGGGGUGGUCUGGACUCUGAUGCAAUAAAGUGACUGUGGUAACACCA